CACAGAUGGAGCACUCGCUGCUGCUGCCGCCGCUGCUCUGCUGACGUGCUCAGUAUUGUUGAGCUACAGUAUUUGACGAGUUAGGAAUGGGAAGUUCUGCACAACGCAGGUCGAAACACGUCUGUGAGCGCAGAAUCCGUUCUAACUGGACAAGAUUUCACAAACCUUUCGAUAUCUAAGGAAUUAACAAAGAAUACCUGUCUCUAUCUGAACUCUGUGAUUUAGGCACAGAUGAGAAUUAUUCUCUUUCUUACGGUGAUGAUCUCAUCUGCUACUGAGGCAGUGAAGAACCUGACCAGCACUGAGGGAGGAUCCAUCACUCUACGUGACCCUCUGAUGGAGUUUGGAUUUCUUUCACAUGGAACAAAGACUGUUGCCAUGGUGAAUGAGAAGAAAAUGCAGAUAUUCGAGGAAAAUUACAAGAAUAGACUUCAGUGGGAUAAAAACACUGGACUCUUUACAAUCACAGGACUGCAGAGGAAUGACUCAGGGAUUUAUAUUGUUGACUCUAAAAAAGGACAUAUUUUCACUACAUUCUACAAACUCACAGUGUAUGAGUCUGUAUCAACUCCUGCAGUGAAGAGACUGAGUGUGAGUGCUGAGAGCUGCAUCUUGUUGUGUUCUGUGGAGAAAGCUGAAGAGACAACACUGUUGUGGUACAAAGACGAAGAGAUACUGAACCAGAGCAGCUCUGCUGUCUCUCUGCUUCUCACUGUACACAAGCAGGAUUUCAGCUCCUCUUAUAGCUGUGAGGCUGCCAACCCUGCUGAAAAGAAGACUCUUCCUGUCAACAUCACGACAUCCUGCAAUGAACAAAACGACACAGACAACAGUGACGACACAAACACAAGAUAUUAUUUUGGAAUUAUAAUCUCCAUCGUGUUUGCUGUAUUUGUUGUACUUAUUGCCAUUAUUGCCAAGAAGAAGUGUCUUAACAAAACCAAGACAACAAUCAGACAAACACAAGGCAGCUUCAUCUUCAGGUGCUUCAUCAGUUCAAAAUCUGCCAAGGAUGGGAGACAACAUCUCAGCAGAAGAGAAGCUGCAAACUGUUAGGUCAGCGUUUAUCUACAGAGUGUCUUAUCCUGUUGUGGACAAGCUGCUGGAUGAACUUCUGGGACACGGGGUUAUAACUGAUGCUGAGAGGGAGGCAGCCAUGGCCAAACCCGGGCGAGUCAAAGCACGAGACGUGAUUGACAUGGUGCAAAAAAAAGGAAGCGAUGCCAGCGAAAAACUGAUUACCCUCUUCUCCGAGGAUGAUACAUUCCUUUGCAGAGAGCUCGGCUUAAUCUGAUGCAAAAAAUAUUUAGAGUGAUGAUCAUAUGAAGCCAUGAUAUCAUCAUUUCAAUCUGAAAAGCAAUGAAGUGAAACACUAUAAAUAAUGAUUAUACUCGAGCAAAUGUCAUGAAUCAGAUGUCGAGGAAGUGAACCAUAUAGGAUAUACAACACAGCAGAGCCCUGCAGCCUGAAUUACACAUUACAUUUAAUCAUUUUUUCAAACUGUGUCAACAGACUUUAAUGUAAGUGAUACCACAAAGAGCGAGCAGAGACACUGGCAUACACUUCUUGCUCUAAAACAUUCCUUAUCAAGUGUCUUAAAGUUGUUUAUUUUAUCUCAAAAUCACAAUUAUAUCUCUGUUGAUUUAAUUGCAAAGAAAGAAGAAAACUUGAUAAUAGGAAAGUUAUAUCGUUAUGUGUGUGUGCUGGGGAACAGUGAAGGCUGUUUGUAGCUGUUGAACAUGAUUAAUUAUUGCAGUGCAUUUUGUACACUUAAGAGGACAUAAAUCAAUGUAUGAACA
Messenger RNA from Thunnus maccoyii (southern bluefin tuna), 1799 nucleotides. Its product is annotated as CD48 antigen-like. The transcript is spliced from 5 exons. Bases 232 to 1056 code for a protein of 274 amino acids. The record is from RefSeq and is a predicted model, not a curated record. Gene Ontology annotation, biological process: regulation of apoptotic process. NCBI's taxonomy places the organism in Eukaryota, Metazoa, Chordata, Actinopteri, Scombriformes, Scombridae.